AUGGCGGAGGAGCUCCCGCUAUAUAUGCUACUUCUAUGGAGAACACUCACCGCUACUAAGCCUGAAAUGAUGCCGGGAGGUGCUACCCAAGCUGGGGGCACUCUAGCGAACCUAAUGAUAUCAGACCCGAGUUCCUCCUGCAAUCCUGAACCGACGAAGGCAGGCUGCAGCCUACGGUGGACGGAGCUGAGGGGAGACAGCCGCUCUCCUCGCCCAAAUGCUGGGGUACCGAGCUAUUGCAUACCCGCUCCCCCCCCCUCAGGACCAGUGGGGGUGAUCCCGGUCCAACCCCCCUGGCACCAAGGCUAAUCCAAGCACAGAAAGCGGAGCCCAGCAGGUCACCCGCAAAAGCAUGGAAUCAUACAAUGGCGGACGCCAUGUGUGAACACAGCAGCUGCACAAUAAGGCACCUCACCUUGGCAAAACUUGAAGCCAUAAUUGACACCUUCUGGGCGAGCCUGGAGAGCAGACAGCAACAGACCUAAGAUCUGGCAAACUCACCUGGCAGAAAACUCAAGGACCCCUGCUACAGCCACGCAAAAUCUCAAAGAUGGCGCCUCAGACGGAGGCCUCACCCGCGCGCACGCAAACAGACACAACCAAGCCAUACAGUGAGGCCAGCUCGAAAGGGCCAAGGGCCCCCACUAGACCCAGCGCACGGCAGAGAACCAUGACACAACCAUCAGCAAGCGGGCCUACCACACAGCACCGAGCACAGCCACUGCCAAAGAGCACCCCAACAACCUGGACGAAAACACCACCUACCGGCAACAUCAGCACAGAUCUUCGUAGAGACAGGCUGCCGAGAAAAACAACGGCACCCACAACGCUCCACCUUGCUCGGCCCCAGCGGGACACUCAAGCAUCUACAAAGCCCUCUCAUAAGCAAGUCAUAGGCUGA
Pelobates cultripes (western spadefoot toad) is the source of this 901-nucleotide messenger RNA. The record is from the annotation of a GenBank genome assembly. NCBI's taxonomy places the organism in Eukaryota, Metazoa, Chordata, Amphibia, Anura, Pelobatidae.